Messenger RNA from Sceloporus undulatus (fence lizard), 4505 nucleotides. It is a transcript of the gene FKTN, whose product is annotated as fukutin. Lineage: Eukaryota; Metazoa; Chordata; Lepidosauria; Squamata; Phrynosomatidae. Gene Ontology annotation, cellular component: Golgi membrane. The record is from RefSeq and is a predicted model, not a curated record. The transcript is spliced from 10 exons. Bases 303 to 1691 code for a protein of 462 amino acids.
CGUACGUAACCAUAAAGCUGCUUACGGCCAGAAGGUCGCUUGGCUGGCUGCCCUUUCGGCUUCCUUUUUGUCGGCCUUUCCUUCCCUCGCCCUCCGGCCGCCUGGGAGGGUUUUGCGACAGCCGUAAUUAAGCGACAUUGCAGCAGCCGUAAAGCAGCACGCCCUCUUGAGAUCGUAGAGAGAGAGGGGGGCUCUUCCUGGAAGCUUUGUUUUGUGCAGUGAAGACGUAAUCCGUUAUCCAAAAAGAUGAGAAGAACCAAGUUGCUGCUUUCCAGUGACAGCCAGGAAGGUCCUGAAGACUGAUGCAGAGGAUUAACAAGAACGUAGUUUUGGGUCUUCUGACUUUAACCAGUUCAGUCUUCCUCUUGUUCCAGUUGUACUAUUAUAAGUAUUAUUUGUCCCCCAAGAAUGGAGCUGUUUUCCCCAAGAUUAAAGGGACCAAAACGGGGCAAGACAGUAGUCGAUGGCACGUGGUUAGAAAAUUCCUUAGUUUGGUGUCCAGUCACAACAUAGCUGUGCAUCUGAUUGAUCCCAUGCUUCUGGGGUUGAUUGAUGUAGACUUGGAGCAGCUCAGGACCUCCCCUGAUGGCAGCCAGUCAGAAUGCAAGUACUUUUGUACUCCCCGGGACUGCACCACAUUUGCACUACUGGACAAAGCUUGGAAACACGAGGUGGGCUUGUUUCGAGCUGCUGAGCGAGUGGGCUUCCAGUGGCUAAAGAUUCAGAACAAAGACCCACGUCUGGAAGGGAUGGAUGACCUCUCUGGGACUGAGAUCCCCCUGCACUACAUCUUCAGGCUGGCUGCUCAUGCCAUUCACCUGGUUGUUUUUUAUGAGAGAAGUGGAAACUACCUCUGGCAUGGGCCACUGCGGUUAAAAUUACACAUGGACCGGAAGUUUGUUCCUUUCCAGAAGUUACAGUUUGGCCGCUAUCCUGGAGCCUAUGACAAAUUAGAACUACUGAGUUUUGCCAUUGAUGGGUUAACAGUCCAGAUUCCAAAAGAACCAUCUGUGUUCCUAGAGGAAAGAUCCCAGUCUCGCUUUAUUGAAUGUAGGUACAGAGAAGCUCGCUCUUUCUUCCAGGUGUACCCUGGUGAUGCAUCUCUUGAUGCAGUGGAAUUCAGGAAAAAGGCCAAGGCACUGCUGCAUCUUGCUGCUCUGACAUUAAAUAGUUUAGGAGUCAAAUUCUGGCUGAGCAGCGGAACUUGCUUAGGUUGGUACAGACAGUGCAAUAUUAUUCCCUACAGCAAAGAUGUGGACUUGGGGAUUUUUAUUCAAGACUAUAAACCGGAGAUUAUUUCAGCAUUUCAGAAGGCAGGAUUACCACUAAAGCACAAAUUUGGCAAGGUAGAAGACAGUUUGGAACUGUCCUUCCAGGCAGGAGGUGAUGAUGUAAAACUUGAUAUUUUUUUCUUCUAUGAAGAGAAUGACCAUAUGUGGAAUGGAGGAACUCAGGCGAAAUCAGGCAAGAAAUUCAAGUACUUGUUUCCCAAAUUCACACUGUGUUGGACUGAGUUCAUAGAACUCAAGGUACGUGUACCCUGUGAAACCCUCCUUUACAUUGAAGCGAACUAUGGUAAAGAUUGGAAGAUCCCUGUGCAGUUGUGGGACUGGAAAACUUCACCACCCAAUGUCCAGCCCAAUGGGAUGUGGCCUAUUGAUGAAUGGGACGAAGUCAUUCAGCUGUACUGAUCUGUUUGCAAGACUUUGGAAUGUAUCUGUUGCCAGUUGAAUUGCACCUUGCCCAGAAGUCCUCCUCAAUUCUGGGAUGCUUCAUUCUAGUUGGAAAUGGAGGUAGAACAAGCUAGAGGAUUAGUGUAUGUUUUUGGCAGUUGUUUCUAUAACUGGGGAGAAGUUUUACAACAGUUUAUUUGUGAGGAAAAGAGCAGCAUGAAGCAGGAUUUUUGAUGAAAUAGUAUUGCGUCAGCAUGGUGUAGUGGUUUGAGCCCUGGACUAUGACUCUGGAGAUUAGGGUUUGAUUCCCCACUUGGCCAUGAAAACCCAAUGGGUGACCGUGGGCAACUCAUACACACUCAGCCUCAGAAAACCCCAUGUUAGGUUCACCUUAGUCACUAUGAUUCGGAAACGACGUGAAAGCACACAACAUUGUGUCAAACUGACUUAAGAAAUAAAUUGUACACUAUACUUUGUGCCACACUAAAGCCAGCCAGACCCCACAACCAUGUAUAAUAUUCCAUCAGAGCUGCCUAAAUUUCACAAGUUUUCCUGUCAGCCUAGAAUUGUAAAAAGUGAAAGGGACAGGGAUAAAUCACUUGGUACAACAGCCCAUUGCGUAAACCUAUGGAAGUCUCCAUCAUUCCACCUUCUCCUUCUACAGAUUAUUUCAAAAAAGGGUUUGAAAGCAUAACAAUUGGUGUCACCAAGCAUUGAUACACAGCUAAGAUGUGGAUGCAUUUGGAAAACAGUCUGAUGUUCUGGCCACCCUGUCCUUUGAAGUAUAGUAUAAAGCUGGAAGAGAGUCACAGGAAUGGAUUGAGAACGGAAGCUCCUUCCCUACAAGAAAGAACUGGAAUAUUUAAGGAUUUUAGGGAAUUAUGAAAUUACUAAUGAGUGGAAGAAGUGAAUAGGGAAAAGGUGUCCCCCCCCCAAUUAAUAGUAGAACUCAUAGGGGCAUCUAGUGGCUAAGAGUGAUGAACUAUUCAAGACAGAGAAAAGAAAAGCUACUUUCCACAAUGUAUAAAUCGGGUGGAGAAAAUGCAGCCUGCAGGUCGCAUGUGCCUCACCCUUCACCCAUUCCCCAAACUCAGGUAUCCCAAUUUAAAAAAACACACUUUUCAGUUCCAAAAUUCUCCUAAACCACUCAAGCAGCUACAAUCAGAAUCACUGGCAUGAGAAGAUUUUCUUCUCUUUAUCCCCCAAACCUAUCUCAAAAUAAAAGCAGGUGAUUUCAGCUAAAAGACCCAAACUGGAAGUGAUGUCACUUCAGACUGUUUUGAAUGCAUUCCUAUGGCCAGCCAUGAGGGCACAGGGGUAAAAAAUGGCUUCCACGUAGCAGAGUUGCCCACCCUCUGCAUAAUUAAUAGAAUUUGUUGGCCCAAGAUGUACUGAUGAGGUUAGCUGGCAGCAAGUUGACAGUAAGAACCAAUGCUGAUGAGGUGGGCAGACUACAGUUGGCAGUAAGAACCAAUGCUGAUAGGGUGGGCAGACUAUCACUAACUUAGGCUGAAAAUAGAUGGUAGUAAAGGGGCGCCUUUGAGCACCAGAUCGGGGUCACAGAGACUGUGCGCCACAGCCCCAAUCUGGCAUUUUUCUAACCCCAAAAUAAGCAGCAAAAUGCUGCUGCUUUUUGAGCUGGUAAAAAGCUGCCCUUUCUGUUGCAGUGGUGACUUUUCCCCAUUUCUAUGGCAUGGUGUAUGUAAAUGCUGUGCUACAGAAAUGCCGUGAUGCUGCCCCCUGUGUGGGGCAGCAUGAUGCUGGCUUGUGGGCCAACCACCCUGAAGCUAGCUCUUUUUACCAGUCUGUACCGGCAGUUAGUUUUCUUGGCUCUGUGCUACCUCUGUACUCAGAGACUGUCUUUGAGUCGCAAAGGAGCAAUAGCAGAAUUAACAGUGUGCCCUUCAUAUUCCUCUUGUGAAUGUUCUUGAAGCAUUUGGUUGCCUACUGCAUAAAAACGUGGGUGAGGCUCGAGGAGCCCUUGAUCUGAUCCAGCAUGACUCUUACAUUUUUAAAGUGUUGGAAGGAACCCAAUUGUUCUCACUCUGGUUCUUCUUUAAGGACGUUCCCUGAAAUCCUGCCCCAGUUAGCUUUCAUACAUGUGUGAUUGAGUGCCACUGACAGUUCAGCCUUUUUGCUAGUUCCAACUUGUUUUGCAUUUGGUCAUGGUAUUGAAAUUCAUUUACAAUGUCAAUUUGUCACAUCACAUUAUUAAGAGUAGCAAUUUUAGAAAUUUGAAACAGAGAAAGCUAGACCAAGAAACUCAAUUUCUAAGUAGUGCUGGAUGAAACUUCUCCUAGUAUAUAUUAUUUAUUAUAAAGUGUUAACAUGGACUUAAAGUAUGUUUAAAUUAUUUGGAGCUCUAUAAUACAAAGCACAAUAAUAUAACAGCUCUCUGAGAAGAGAGAAUGUGAAUAGAAUAUUUUCUAACAUGUUCAAAAUGUUCUUGGGUACUGUUAUAGAGAAUAAUUAACAGAGAAGGAACUAAUACAUAACACUGGCUAACAGUAUUUAAUUGAGUUUUAUUUAUUGACACAUGUUUAUUUUGUACAUUAUAUAAUCUAGUCAGCUGUGCCAAUCAAGGGAGUUAGUUGUGAUUAAGUCCCAUUGGAAUGAAUGAAGUUAGGGUUUUUUUGGAUUGGGACCGUUUGUUUAGGAUAUACUUGUUAUGUUAUUUAUGUCAUGGUACAGUUUUAACUUGCAGUUUAGGAUGCUAAUCAUUACAAAACAAUCUCAAGACAUUUGAGACGUCUAAAAGACAUAUUUCAUUCUUAUGGAAAUGUUCUUUGUUAUAAACAUGUAAAAAUAAAGUCAACCUGUUUGUUCAUUAUA